AUAAGAGGGAGUGGCUUUUUUACUCAGAGAAAACAGAUAAGCUGAGUUUGCCUUGUGUAGAGGGGCAGGAGUCACAAUCCUGAACAGACAAGCGUUUACUUUCACUCUGUUGGGCUUCACCAACAAUCCAGCUGCACAUUCUCCCACUCUGCCUCCACUGCUUGUGUGCAUUCUUCCAGCGGUUUGAAGCAAGACUUGGAGGGGAAGCAACACAGCCAGCACAGAGAAGUAAAAAAGAAAAAAAAUACACACACACACACACACACACACAAGAGGAAAACUCAAGAAAAACUUCAACACGCAGCCAUGAAGGACAAAGUGAGGAGAGGGGGAGGAAGAAAUCAGGCCAAGACUGAUGUAAUCGGCCUGACAGGUAGAAAGGAUGCUGCUGGCAUGAAACAAGAUGAGGACACAUCAUUCCCGGUGAAAAUCCAAGGGGCAGGAGUUGAGCCAUUUGAGCUGCAGGUCCACGGAUUUUGGCUUGUUCAAGACACAGUAAUGACUCUGCUUUCAAGGGAUGAGGUGUGUCCACGUUCCAACCUGUCGCUCGCACUUGCUGGAACAAAUCUGGACCCUCUCGCAGAACUACAAAGUCUCAAGGGCCUUAAGCCAGGAGCCGUCCUCCGUCUGGUGGAAGAACCUUACUCCGCCCGCUCAGUCCAGCUCCAUCUGGCUCGCGUGCUGGAGCUACUGAGAGUUUCUGGACCACAGGAUGCACUGAGAGAAGGACGCUCACCAAGCAUACUGGAGACACUCACACAUACACAAACACCAGACUCUGGUAUAACUAAUGGAAAGAGCCUGAAACGCUCUUUAAGCAACACAAAAACAGAAACAACCAACCAGGACGGAGCUCCUCCUGAGUACCUCCUCCCUGGUUCCUCCGACAGACCACUCAUGGCACUGCUACCACAAAGCUCCCAACCAGAGGUCCCUGGCUUUUUGAAGGACUUGUCCCUCAGCUGCUGGAACCCACCUCCAGGACACAGGAAGCUGCAGGGAGACUUCCUGUACAUCACUGUGGUGACAAUGGAAGGACGACGGUUUGACAUCACAUCCUGUCCAAAAGGUUUCUUUCUCAAUAGGUCUACAGAAGAUGUGUUUGAUCCUCGUCCUGCACAGUCUUCCCCAGUUUGUCACUGUUUCACUGAUGUGCUCUGUCACAUAAGCCCUGCAUUCAAACAAACUUUCACCACACUCAAAAACAGGCCUCAGUUGUCUCCAGUAGAGGUGAUGCCCACUCCCUACCACACGCUGAGCUGGCUCGGGCCUCCGUGUGCCUCUCGUACUCACAAAAACACAUUCAGCAGACUGGGAGUUGAUGAACAGCCAGGAUCACAGGCUCCAGAUUGGAAUGAGGAGUUGCAAACUGCCAGAGAUCUUCCGCAUGGCAAUCUGGAGGAGAGGCUGCAGAGAGACAGAGCUGUGCUCCAGAUAAACAGUGCAUUUGUUAGGGCCGUGAUGCAGGGGGCAGAGACUGUUAUAGAUGGCUUUGUGGAGCCAGUGAAUGGAAACCCAGUAGACCCGGCUUUCCUGUGGGGUGGCCUGUUCAUGAGCCAGGGGGCAGCAAGCGCAAUGUUUGGUGGGGAAAGGGGUCGCAGGGCUGCUCAGAGGCUGGAGCUUAAAGGAGUUCAGGCCUACAGCAACAUAGAGGGGAUAGAGGGGCUACACACUCUACCCACAGCCAUUGUAGACUACAGAGGAGUGCGCUUGUCUGCUCAGGGUCUGGCUCCUGGCUUGGAAGGCUCAGAGCAGGACCAGGCAACUGCUCCCGCCUCAAGAGGCUUGUUGUACGGGGUAAAUGCAGGACCCCAAGAGUCCCCCCAACGUAGACAGCUACUACAGCUCUUGGCUCAGGCUGCCAAGUCUCUUUGUCUCCAGAGACACGUUGUUGUGUCGCCCAAUAGUCGUCAGGUACCACUGUUCACCUCAGUGGAUGCUCAGGGACUGUUGGGGGCUGAUGGGAGGUUCUACAUACUGGAUGUGUUCAGGACCUUUCCAGCUGAUGCCAACUUCUGUCCAGACGUGGGGACAGAAGGUCAGUCAGUCAUUGGAGAAGAGGAGAGUAAUAAAAGCUGCGAGGAGGAGGAGGAUGAGAAGAAGAAGGGUUGUGUAAAAGAAGGCUGGCCAGAGAAUUAUCACUCAGAGUCUGGACUUCCAAAGAGCUUUGUUCACGGACUCUGUAGACUGAAGCCAGAGCUGCUGCAGGCCUUCAUCCAGCACAAACAUUGCCAGUUCACUCAGCGUGUCCGAGAGAUGUUGGACGAGAAUGGAGGAUUUGAAGAAUGUGCAACAGCUGGUGACGCUCGAGCCACUCAGGCAGUACGAGCUGCUUGUAAAGAAGUGGGCUCAGUUAGCGACAUCAUCUUUGAGAUGCGCUUCAACUCAAACGUCUUCUCUCCAGAAGUAUCUUUCCCUCCUGGUGAAAGUCAGUCAACAAAGCUGCAGGAGAGGUUACUGAGGGAAGCUGCGUCUUUCAUCAUCACGCACCAGAUACCAGCCUUUGUGGAGUAUUGCCUGCAAAGCAACGAGGCCCCAAUGGAUGGAGCUUCUCUAAAACAGACAUUACACCAGAGAGGCAUCAAUCUCCGGUAUCUGGGCCAUGUGAUCAACACCAUCAGCCAGUCAGAACACAAAGAGCGUCUGAGGCAUAUAAUGAGAUUGGUCAUAAGUGAAAUUUUCAUCCGCUCAACAAGACGAGUUUUCAGCAGCUUCAUCCAGGGUGUGGACACGCCCAGUCUCUCUGCAGCUGUCAGUCACUUCCUCUGCUGCCUCUUCGUCCCCCACUUCAUGCCCGCUCCUGUUGGAGAGGAGACUAAAAAGAAGUCGAGGCGGCGUGGCCGAGCAGCUGGGGCCUCUGAAAGCACGCCCUGGAGCACGCUCACAGGGGCUGAGCUGUGGAACCUGGUCUGCCAGGAUGCUGUUGAAACAUACAACAUCUCUGACUGCCUGGGCUCCGGUCCAAACCACCUGGUGGAGCACUACGGCCUCCAGAAGCUCUCUUUGCUUAGAGAGUUCUGUUUGAAGACUGGAGUACAGUUGAGACUGAAAGACUACUGCCUUGACAACCAAAAUAAAGCUCCCAUUGGUCCAGAUGACAUCCUCAACAUCUUCCCUGUUGUCAAGCACAUUAACACGCCGACUGUGGAUGCUUCAAAAGCACACCGUGCUGCACAGACUUUCCUUCAGAAGGGUCUGCUGGAUCAGGCCCAUGAGCAUCUGAAAGAAGCAGCCUACCUGUAUGGUAGAGUGUGUGAUGACCUGAACCCUGAGGCCUGUUAUUGCCACAGCAUGUUGGCCAAAGUGGCCUUCCUGCAGGGGAAGGCAGCUGAGGCUCGCAGUGUGCAGUUGAAAGCAGUGGUCAUCAGUGAAAGAGUGCUUGGCUUUGACCAUCCAAACACUAUCCAGCAAUAUGCUCUCUUGGGUGUGUAUGCGUUUGCUGGAGGUGAGACUGCCCUGGCCCAGAAGUGUGUCCUCAGAGCUCGUCUGCUAACACUAACAGUCCAUGGAGAAGACCAUCCCUACAUCGCAACACUGGACAGCUGUCUUGGGUUGAUGCUGACAGGAGAUCAGACAGGGCAGUACUUAAAGAACGCCCUCAGACUCAACACCUCCUUCUUCGGUGCCAUAAAUCUGCACACUGCUCUCAAUCAGCACAUGUUGGCCCAGUGGAUGUGCAGCAAGGGCGACUACCGAAGUGCUAUGACCCAUGAGAAAGAAGCCCUCACUGCUUUUACCACCUUGUUUGGAGAAGAUCACGCUCAGACACGCUGCAGCAAAGAGUUUCUGUGCACCAUAACCAAGCAAGCAGUGAAGGUGGAGCGCUCUCUCAGACAGGCAGGAGCUGACUGCACGGAGCAGACAGUGGAGUGUCUAAGUCCAACAAAUGACACUGUGCUGGAGCAAAUGGUUCUGGUGACAGGGAUCAGGAGGCUUACACAAAGUGAUAGGUUCCAGGAGUACAGGCAGAAACACAAGGAACUAAAGGCAGCGGUGGCAAAAGAACUGGGAUUCAAAGUGACCACCGAGCUCGUCGCCUCAGAGGCUGCGGACGGCGGAGAGAAAAAUUCAGAUGGAGAAACAGGAUACGGGAAGGAAGCUGAAGACGGAGGAAGCUCAACAGUGCAAAAGGCCAGCGAGAGCCAACAGGAGCAGCCGGUGGAAGAAACCAUAGUGGAAAGCACAGCUAAUGGUCAUGUGGUAGAGCCAGCUGAACAGAACCACCUUGAGGACAGUGACAGAGCAGGUUCAGGUGCUGAGGUCAGCAUAGUGAAUGGGGAGUCCGAGGUCAGGGCUACAGGAGAGGAAACUAAGAGCAGCACAGCUAAUGGGGAGGUGAAAUCUGAUGCAGCAGCUAAUGAGAUGAAGUCAGAUGAGGUUAAUGGUGACAUAAAUGGAACCCCUACCAGCCCAUCAGUCCUCAAGAGUAAAGGAACCUGGGCAGAUAUUGUUUCAAAAGCUCCAGUAGCAAAUGGAACAGCAGUCAACGGAGUGGCAGAUAAAGUCACAGCUAAUGGAGUAGCUGAGGGGUGAGAAAACAUAUCAAACAGGAAAACAGUAUUGUUAUCAACUUUUUUCCCAAAUAACUGCUGUAACAUGAAACUCUUCCAGGAUCUUUGAGGUCAUUAGAUCCAGUGAACAUGAAGCAGAGCAUAAGAGUCAGAUGAUGAGUAUUACUUUGUGUUCAAGAUGUAUUUCUGAUGCUGGAAGGGGGCUGUACUGAUGAGUGCCAUUUUUUCCAACAAUAAACUUUUUACUCUGGUUUACCAU
Messenger RNA from Larimichthys crocea (large yellow croaker), 4770 nucleotides. Its product is annotated as clustered mitochondria protein homolog. Lineage: Eukaryota; Metazoa; Chordata; Actinopteri; Sciaenidae. Gene Ontology annotation, biological process: organelle organization; intracellular distribution of mitochondria. Bases 307 to 4533 code for a protein of 1408 amino acids. The record is from RefSeq and is a predicted model, not a curated record. The transcript is spliced from 28 exons. Gene Ontology annotation, molecular function: mRNA binding; protein binding. Gene Ontology annotation, cellular component: cytoplasm.